This is a messenger RNA of Coccinella septempunctata (seven-spotted ladybird), 1689 nucleotides long. RefSeq names its product myeloid leukemia factor (gene Mlf). The transcript has 5 exons. Gene Ontology annotation, biological process: regulation of DNA-templated transcription. The record is from RefSeq and is a predicted model, not a curated record. Bases 108 to 938 code for a protein of 276 amino acids. Gene Ontology annotation, cellular component: cytoplasm; nucleus. Lineage: Eukaryota; Metazoa; Arthropoda; Insecta; Coleoptera; Coccinellidae.
UCAUUUUUAUCUAUGAUUGGUUAACUGUUUUCUUCUGUCUUGUCAUUCGUGAAGUGAAAAGAAGUGCGAAAAACGUUUAUAAAUUGUUCUUCGAAGAUUUUCGCAAAAUGUCUCUAUUUGGAGAUUUCGAUAUGCUGGAAAAUGAUCCCUUCUUCGGGUCUCAUAUGCGUACUAUGAGACAGAUGAAUUCUAUGGUUAAUUCAUUACUUGCCGAUCCCUUUGGUGAUAUGAUGGGUGGAUUCGGCAACUUCAUGUCGCCAAGACAAUACAGACCGAACAUGUUUAACUCGAUGGUGCCCAUGAUGCCAAAUUUUAACAGACUUCUGAACGAUAAUAUGGUCAAUAACGCGUUCAGUAGCAGCAGUAGUACCAUAGUCAGUAUGACUUCAGGACCAGAUGGCCGUCCUCAAGUCUAUAAAGCAACUUCCAGUACCCGCUGUGGACCAGGAGGUAUAAAAGAGACUCAACGGACAGUGACUGAUUCUAUGACUGGUACAAAAAAGAUGGCAAUAGGACAUCAUAUUGGGGAAAGGGCUCACAUAAUUGAAAAGGAACAAAAUUUGCACACAGGGGAAAGGGAAGAGAGGGAGGAAUUGAUCAAUUUAGAUGAUGAUGAGAAAGAAGAAUUCAAUAACGAAUGGGAAACAAAAGCUAGACCUGUGCGUUCUGAAGCUCGUAGAAUAGCGGGUUCUAGUAGAACCAAGCACCCUUAUGGAGGCCACACAUCUUCUUUACCUGCCAUCACAGCUGGACCAAGUAGAAUACGCCAGGCUAGUCCCCAGCUGGUAACCUCAAGAAGGAGUAUUAGGGCAUCACCUCUGACAGUUAGUGGUAGUAGCACAAUGAACAAGCCAUAUUCUCCCAUAGGGACGACUCCUGCGCGUAAAAGCAGGAACAUCAAAACGGUGAGCGGCUCCCCCCCGCCGGCGGACAUGUAAAGCUCAACCGAUGUGUGAGUUUAGGACGUGUAGGUAUUCUCAGAAUUGUACCUUUUGAAUUGAAUUUGUUUUUGUAUUGAAUGUUGAAAGGGAAGUAAUGUAUGUUUUGCCAAUUGAUUAAGAGAUUGAAAAUCGUGAAUGUCAGUUCAUAGAUUGAAAAUAAUUAUGGUAGAUUAUGAUGAUUCCCCCAAUUGAAUUGUCAAUAUGUUGUGUUCUUCAUGUCCUCUCUCUCGAUUAGAAUCUAAUGUUUGAGUUAAGAAUCACUAGAUUGCAGUCAGAAAAGGUUCAAAUUUAUUUUAAGACCACAAGCCAGUUUUAAAUCGCUUCAUAGGUGGUCAUUCAGUAAAUAUCCUUGAUAUGUCGAUAGUGAGGUGAAAUCAAAACGUUUUAUUAAACUGUUGUCAGGCACAAAUAUAUUCCAAUCAAUUGACUAUUAGUAAUAGCACUUACUACUAUAUAUUUAUGAAUAGAAUCAUUGGUUUGUAAUUUGAGAAAAUAUAACUUGUUUCCUCAAUAUAUUAUUUUUGUGGAGAUGCAAAUUUUUCUGUGAUUUGUAUCGUUAUUUUAUAGGAUUAUUUUUUCAGCUCGCUUGCAAGUUACGAAAUUCUACUAGAAUUUUUUAUGAAUUUGAAAGGUAUGGAUAUGAAAUCAGAAUUAUCUUCAUAUCGUCCAGUUGGUUUCGAUUAUUUAUCCGACAAUUUGUAAAUAUUACGUUUUAAUUUAUUUUUUAUGGAAUAAAUGGAAGGAAGUA